CCCUGCCCCGUUUGAGGGUGGCGGCGCGCGCUUUGAGCUGCUACCGGCGCCCAGCCGCCAUCUUGCGUCCGCCGAGCGCGCGGCAGGCUCCAGGUUUUCCUUUUGUUUGGAUAUUUUUUAAGGCUGCUGGUAGAUAACACACACAAUUUGGUUUUUAAUCAUGAACUGUGGGAAUCAGUUUGUGGAAAGGCUCAAGGCAAUUGGUUAUCCAAAAGCUGCUGAGCUUAAUGGAGAAGACUUUGAUUGGCUGUUUGAGACCAUGGAAGAGAGGUCAUUUUUGGAGUGGUUCUGUGGAAAUGUGAAUGAGCAUCAUGUGCUAUCCGAAAAGGAACUGCAAGAUUUUAAAACUCUUCUUAAAUCUGGUAAACCUGUUUUAGAAGAAAAAGCUUUGGAUGAAGUUCUUAAAACUUGUAAGCCCUUGGAUUCAAAGGCCAAUAGCCAGGAAGAAGGAGAACUUCAGAAAUUAGAGGAUGAGUUGCAAGCUCUUCAAAAGAUGAAAAACCUAAAAAUUCAUCGUCGAAAUAAGCUUCAGAUGAUGGCUUCCAGCAACAGCCAUAUGUUACUAAAAUUGAAUGAUGAAGCAGAAGAAGCAGUUAAAACUUUGAAAGAGAAACAAGGAAUUCUCAGUGUGGCAAAUAAUAAAAUUAAUAAUGAGCUUCAGUCUCUUACUGAAGGAGUUAGGAAAUUGACUUCUUUCUUCACUGCUUCAGAUUCAGAACAAGGAAUAGGUUCUCAUCCAGUGUUUUUGUCCCAAUGUGCCUUGGAUGAAUAUUUGUGUCAGGAAGAACAAAGUACUGCAGCACUUACUGCCUACACAAAAAAACAGUUUUUUCAGGGUAUAUCUGAACUGGUUGAAAGUUCAAAGGAAGAAAACUUUCAACUUGUAGAUAUAAGCAACCCGUUCAUUUCUGAUGAGCAUAAUGAAGUUUGUGAGGACAGAUGCGAGAUGAUUAGGUUGCAGAUGGCAUAUAUUUGUGCCCAACAUCAGCUAAUUCAACUGAAAGCUAAUGACCUAAGUAUGAAUUCAGCUCUACAGUGGGCAGAUAACACUCUUCAAUCCAUAAAGAAUAAGAUUAUUGGAGAAGAAGAACACCUUGAGACUAGAAUCUCUAGCUUAAACAGUGAAAUUUCAUCAAUAAAAAAACAUCUGACUCAAAUAAACAAUGAAACUCUGCCUGCCCUCGUGAAGGAGAAUGCACAACUAUUGAAUAUGCCUGUGGUGAAAGGGGAUUUUGAUCUUCAGAUUGCUCGACAAGAUUACUAUACAUCAAUACAAGAUCGUGUAUGUGACCAACUGAUGAAACAGAAAGCAUCAUUUGAAUUUCUUCAGCUAGCUUAUGAAAUUGAAUUGAAGAAACAUCGUGAUAUCCAUCGUCACCUUGAAAAACUGAUACAAGAUCUGAAACAGCAUAGUAAAGCAUUGGAGCAGAGACUGGAGAUGAUGUCUGACCCUCUUAUAUCUCAGCAUACAUUGCCAAGGAACACGAUUGAUUCGAGGGAUGAUGCCUCUCACAGAUUAUACCAUCUCCUGGAAGGGGAGGAUCAGAAACAACAAUUGUUUAAAACACAUGAAGGUCUGGAACACGAGGCUCAGAAAUUAAAGCAGGACACUGUUUCAGUGCAAGAUCAAUUAGCAGUGUCUUCUCAAGAGCAGUCUCUUUUUCUGUCCAGUUUGGAUACUGCUUUAGAUACCCUUCAUGACUCUUUGUAUUGUGGUGGAAAUCAAAUCUUGCUUAGUAAUCGGGAGCUAACUGAGCAGUUUCAUAAUCUAGAAGUUCAUUUAAAUAAACUCAAUCAGCUUAUUAUGGAUCUUCUUGCUGAUGUGAAAGCCAAGAGAAAAAUUUUAGAGACCAAUUCACUGCUACAAUUGGAAAGAAAACUAUAUGUAUAUUUCUUUAAAGAUGAAGAUCAUUUGAAAGAAGUUGUGGAGAAUGUACAGCACCAGUCUAAGGCCCAAACUAUUGGUCUCUAGAGGAUUAAAUGCGAGAUGCCUGAAAAUGAAAUCAUAAACUGAUCUUCUGUUUUGACAUGGAAAUGAUUUAGUAUGGCUGUCUGUCUAUGAAUCUACAGCAUAAAAAACAAACUUUAGAUAAAUGAUUUGUCUAUCACUGUUACUGAGAACAAACAGCUGUUUUCACAGGUUUUUGAAAUACAGUUUUGGCAUACAGAUUCAAACCUUCAAACUGAAAUAUUAGAAGGAACAGGUUGAGUAUCUACAUGAGUUACUUCACAGAUUGAUUUUUGCUACACUGUUGCCUUUCACUAGGUUAUUGAGCAGAGCAAAAUGAAGACUCGUGAAUCCGUUUUUCCCCCUCCCUUUGCUUUCAGUCACCGUGAAAGAUUCUUCUUUUGCGAUCUGCAGAGUUAGUACAGAAGAAGUGUUUUAAAGGUUGGAACUUUUUAAGGUUGGAAUUUAAGGACUGAAUAUAGUAUAAUACUUCUGAAAUGCAAUUUUCCUAGGAGUAAAAUUUUAUAAUAACUUAUCUUUUAAACCUAAGAGACAGAUAUAACUAAAUGUUUGAGCAUAGAUCAGGAUGUAUGCAUCUCUCUCUCUUCCCAGACUGUCCAGAAUUCCCUGAGUUGUGUGCCUGCUCCUCCUCUUCAUUUGUGGUGGUGCAGACCCUUCAAGCACAAGAAUUUUGAAAUCUUCUUGACUAGGGUCUUUUUAGGGAUGUUUGGGUUCUGGCAGUUUAUUCUACAGCAAACUAUUUCCUUUUUGGCUUAGUCUGGAUUCUGUUAUGAUGUCUUUAAUCCUUUAAUAACACUGGCAGACAUAUUUUGAAAUUCUUGUGGGUGAUAUUUUUAUUGGACCAGCUAAAUGUUUCGGAUACACAGGCAAGGUUUUGGGUAGUUAGGGUACUGUGAUUGACAGGCAAGGUUUUGGGUAUCCUAACCAUGCAGUUGAUCCAAUAAAACAUAUUGCCUACAAAAAUUCUUGCUGCUUGCAUAUUUUCUGGACCAUCAUGGCAACAUCACUUCAGUGCUACCAUAGAGAGCCAAGACUUUUUCUGGUGACAUAUCUUUUACUCAACUAAUUGUGUAAUUGGGAGAGAUGUUAAACAAGCUUUCAGACACAAAGUGCCCUUCCUUUCAUACUGUACAGUUGAUCCAAUAAAAUGUGUUAUAAAAAAGCCUUGAUUGUAUAUUUCUUGGACCAUCACAGCUACAACUACUCUCAAACCCUACUUUCUGCCUAAGAUAUUAAAAAUAAGUAAAGAAAUGGGAGGGGGCACUUGGAAACAGCUGCAUUUUUUUUUUUUACUUGAAGGUAGGGGUGACUUUUUGUGUAUAUAUUCCAUCCUAUUGUGUUGAUUUAUAAGGUUCUUCAAGCACUGUCCUGCCAUACAGACUUGUUGGCUGUAAAAAGCUAACAUCAGGACUUGACUAUCUGAUGGACUAACUGCUGCUUAGCUAACAUAUUGGAGUCAUUAAUGGAAAGUUUUCUAGCAUGUUGGCAAUUAUUUGCCUAUGCUUCUCUCCAGCUUAGGUUAUCUAACUGACAGUCAAGUAUUUAAAAAGCCAAGAGAUUUGGUUUCUAAGUUUAAAAAUGGCGAAUAGAAAUAAAUGUUUGCAGAUCCUUGUUCAAAACCAUCUGUCUACAGUCAUGAAGUAGGAUGAAUAUUUCACUGCAAAGAAGGGAAAAUAUUGUCUGAUUGGUGAUAGAACCUUCCUUUGGAAAUAUCAGACAAAUGCAGGGUGAAAGGAGCCAGUGGUGGCAAAUGAGUAUGUAGAGGAACAUAUUGAAAUGCAGUUGUUAAAUUCCAGUUGAUAGCUUGAAUCUUUGAAAUACCAUAAGCUCUGAUGAUCUAGAUAUUUUUAGAGUUCAUUUUUAGCCUUGUGUACUGCUCAGAAUAAAAUGUGUAAUGUUUUGACUCUUAAUCUAUAGGUUUCAGCAAUAAAACUUUUUUUACUGACUCA
Gavialis gangeticus (Gharial) is the source of this 3918-nucleotide messenger RNA. RefSeq names its product HAUS augmin like complex subunit 3 (gene HAUS3). Gene Ontology annotation, biological process: centrosome cycle; spindle assembly. The record is from RefSeq and is a predicted model, not a curated record. Gene Ontology annotation, cellular component: mitotic spindle; centrosome; HAUS complex. NCBI's taxonomy places the organism in Eukaryota, Metazoa, Chordata, Crocodylia, Gavialidae. The transcript is spliced from 5 exons. Bases 161 to 1972 code for a protein of 603 amino acids.